Molecule: messenger RNA, 711 nt
Organism: Pestalotiopsis fici W106-1
Lineage: Eukaryota; Fungi; Ascomycota; Sordariomycetes; Amphisphaeriales; Sporocadaceae
Exons: 2
Coding region: 1-711 (236 amino acids)
Biological process (GO): carbohydrate catabolic process; deoxyribonucleotide catabolic process
Cellular component (GO): cytoplasm
Molecular function (GO): deoxyribose-phosphate aldolase activity
Source: RefSeq, a predicted model, not a curated record
AUGGCUCCACCCACAGUUGCAGAGCUGGCACUCAUGAUUGACCAUUCCAUCAUUGAUCCAUUCCACACAGACAAGGACUUGGAAGAGGGCGUCGCUCUAGCCAAGAAGUAUGGCACGGGUCGAUUCGUAACUCAGCCAUUCCGAGUCAAAACAGCAAGACAGCUCCUAGAGGGUAGCAACAUCACCCUGCAAACCUUUGUCGGUUUCCACGGCGGUAAUGAUCAUACCGAGGUCAAGGUCCUGCAGGCACAGAGAGCUAUCGAGGAUGGUGCUCAAGAGCUUGAUAUGAUUAUCAACAUAUCAGCUCUCAUGAGCGGUGACAUUGAUUACGUCAAACAGGACGUGAAGGCAGUCGUAGACGUGGCAAAGCCGAGUGGUGUUCCAGUAAAAGCAAUAUUGGAGGUAUACUACCUCAACGACGAUCAAGUUCAAUCAGCAGCGUUGGCCGCAGAAUGGGCGGGGGUAUCCUUUAUAAAAACCUCUACAGGUUUGCGACCCGACACAAUCGACGAUAUCGCGCACAAGGUCGCGCUACUCCGAUCAAUUCUGAAACCAGAGACCGCUAUCAAAGCUUCUGGAGGCUGCUAUACUAUCGACGCAAUCUUGGCCUACUACAAGGCUGGCGCUAGGCGGUUCGGUGCAUCGGCAACGGCUAGCAUUUUGGAUGACUAUGCGAAGAUGUUGACGGACGGGACAACUGGUAUUGAAUAA